AUGUCUGGAUACGGCUACGGAGGAGGAGGAGGAGGAGGCGGUGGUGGAGGAGGAGGAUUCCGGGACAGCUACGGCUCCGAGAAGGGCCAGUCCGAGCGGUCAAGAUGGACGCCGCUGACAAGGAUGCUGCUUUCCGGAGAGAUGACACAAGAGAGGCAGAAGGAACUUACACCCAGGGAAAACUUUGUUUUCGUCUUCAUGAUACUGCACGCGAUGGUGUUUGCUUUUGGUUUCGUCAACUAUGCUGUCAAGGAUAACUUGCAGAGGACGAGAGACACCUUCGGCCCGACCUUCAUGAUUGCCAGAGCUGCGGCGCUCGUUCUCCACUUCGAUGUUGCUCUCAUUCUCUUCCCGGUUUGCCGUACAUUUAUCUCUCUUGCGCGUCAAACGCCACUGAACGGCAUUAUCCAGUUCGACAAGAAUAUCACCUUCCAUAUCACGACAGCCUGGUCCAUCGUGUUUUUCAGCUGGGUCCACACUGUCGCACAUUGGAACAACUUUGCUCAGAUCGCUGCGCAGCAGAAGCUCGGCAUUUACGGAUGGCUGCUUGCCAACUUCGUCUCCGGCCCCGGCUGGACAGGCUAUAUUAUGCUGAUUGCACUUAUGGGAAUGGUCUUCACCUCGGUCGAGAAGCCGCGUCGUGCCAACUACGAACGAUUUUGGUACACUCACCACUUCUUUAUCGUCUUCUUCUUUUUCUGGUCCAUCCACGGUGCGUUCUGCAUGAUUCAGCCCGACUUUGCACCGUUCUGUAUGUCCUUCGGUACUUCGGCCAUCGGUGUCUUCUGGCAGUUCUGGAUGUACGGAGGCUUUGUCUACAUGGCCGAGCGUAUCGCCCGUGAGAUUCGUGGCAAGCACAAGACGUACAUUUCCAAGGUUAUCCAGCACCCCAGCAACGUAUGCGAGAUUCAGAUCAAGAAGGAGCACACCAAGACCCGGGCUGGACAGUAUAUCUUCUUCUGCUGUCCCGAGGUCUCGGUUUGGCAGUACCAUCCAUUCACUCUCACCAGCGCCCCGGAGGAGGAUUACAUUUCGAUCCACAUGCGUGUCGUGGGUGACUUCACUCGCGGCGUCUCAAAGGCUCUGGGCUGCGACUGGGACCGCAAGGGUGACGCUUCCAAGGUUGUAGGUCUCAACGGCGAGAAUCCUGAUGUCGACCCUGCCCUUAAGCGGGUGCUGCCUCGUGUCUACGUCGAUGGGCCCUUUGGCUCUGCCUCCGAGGACGUUUUCAAGUACGAGAUUGCUGUUCUUUGCGGUGCUGGUAUCGGUGUCACGCCUUUCGCCUCGAUCCUCAAGUCUAUCUGGUACCGCAUGAACUACCCACAGAAGAAGACCCGUCUGUCCAAGGUCUACUUCUUUUGGAUUUGCCGUGACUUUGGCUCAUUCGAGUGGUUUCGCUCCCUGCUGCUUGCCAUCGAGGCUCAAGAUGUGGACAACCGCAUCGAGAUUCACACCUACCUCACGGCAAAGAUCAAGGCCGAUGAUGCUACUAACAUCAUGAUCAACGAUGCCAACGCCGACAAGGAUGCUAUUACUGGUCUCCGCGCACCCACAAACUUUGGACGUCCGAACUGGGAUAUGAUCUUCAGGGGUAUCAGGAAGCUACACACCCCGGCCGAAGCCGGUGUGUUCUUCUGCGGUCCCAAGGGUCUGGGUAGUACACUGCAUAUUUUCUGCAACAAAUACAGCGAGCCUGACUUCGCGUUCGUAUGGGGCAAGGAGAAUUUCUAA
Molecule: messenger RNA, 1731 nt
Organism: Pyricularia pennisetigena
Lineage: Eukaryota; Fungi; Ascomycota; Sordariomycetes; Magnaporthales; Pyriculariaceae
Exons: 4
Coding region: 1-1731 (576 amino acids)
Biological process (GO): defense response; superoxide anion generation
Cellular component (GO): NADPH oxidase complex; plasma membrane
Molecular function (GO): superoxide-generating NAD(P)H oxidase activity
Source: RefSeq, a predicted model, not a curated record